AUGCCUGUCACCGCAAAAGACAUACACGUUGUAGUCUUGCAGAGGACUCACUCACUGUCCAGCCCCUUCUCACUCACUGCGGGGAAGAAUAAUAUGAAGAAACUCACUUCGCGAAGACGCGACUCACUGCCCAGCUCCUUCUCACUCACUGCGGGGAAGAAUAAUGAAGAAACUCACUUCGCGACGAGACUCACUCACUGCCCAGCCCCUUCUCACUCACUACGGGAAAGAAUAAUGAAGAAACGGAGUUACCUGGAUGAGUGGGUCUGGUGCUCGCUGCUUGGAAACUCUGCGUAUCAAAACGUAUCCGUAUCGGAUACGUAUCCGAUACGGAUUCCGUGCUUCCGAGGCUACUACCCUUGUCCCAGUCUUUUCCAUUACUUUUGUCCAGCUUUAAUCUCCUCUUACAACCACCAUGCAUGGAGAUUGAAGCAACUCACUACAAAGAAUUAUAGCCUCUCAGUUUUGAGCAAUGACAGCGGUAGCUAUGAGGUUGGAGGAGGCUAUCCAGAUCUGGAACAAAAUCAAAAUGGUAGGAAUGAAAAGUCGAGCUCAGAUACAUCUUCUCAGCGUGAAGCCCUUCUCAAAGGAGGAGACCAAGUCAUCUCUGUUCUCCAGGAAAUGAUUACCCUUUUGGAAGAUAUGAAUAUGGAUGAAGAAUCUGAAAAAGUGGCGGUAGAGUUGGCUGCGCAAGGAGUUAUUGGAAAGAGAGUUGAUGAGAUGGAGUCUGAUUUCAUGAUGGCUCUUGACUACAUGAUCCAGCUUGCUGAGAAGGACCAGGAUGAUAAGCAGAAGUCACUGUUGGAAGUUAUCAAAGAGACAGUAUUAUCACAUCUAACAAAAAAAUGUCCACCCCAUGUUCAAGUAAUUGGUCUUCUUUGUAGAACACCAAAAAAGGAAAGUAGGCAAGAAUUAUUGCGCCGGGUUGCAGCUGGUGGUGGUGUAUUUAAAGGUGAAAAUGAGUUGAAGGUUCAUAUCCCAGGGGCAAAUCUAAAUGACAUCGCUAACCAAGCUGAUGAUUUGUUGGAGGUAUAUAUAGAAACUUUAAGCAUUAAAUAAAUUUUCGUGACUUUUAGUACUCAUACUUGUCUGUUCCGUAUUUAAUUUUCUGUAUAUUGAAUGAUAAGAGUAAAGUGGCUCUUAAAUCCCUUGAGAUUGGUAUAAAUUACAUUCUCCUCUUUUAAAAUGCAAUUGCAUGAUUUACAAAAUCCCCUGUACCAUCUUUGUGUUUUGCAUUUCAUUUUACACCUGCAAAUUGUACAAAUCAAAUUACUGAUAUAUUAGUUAUUUUUUGAUAUUGUACUAAUGUGUCUUGUACCUUACAGCUUGGUUUUUGACAAAGUAUGCAGAUUCCCUUACAUUUAUAGAGUAGUUGACUUUGUUCUAGUUUUAGAAGAUUCUCAAUUUUAUGGGGCUAUAGUGAUAUAUAUCCUUAUAUUUUAGAAGAUUUUCAAUCUUCUAAAAUUCUGUUCAAAUUUUAAGAUUCUUAACUUU
Messenger RNA from Cajanus cajan (pigeon pea), 1494 nucleotides. The record is from RefSeq and is a predicted model, not a curated record. Lineage: Eukaryota; Viridiplantae; Streptophyta; Magnoliopsida; Fabales; Fabaceae.